Molecule: messenger RNA, 363 nt
Organism: Hydatigera taeniaeformis
Lineage: Eukaryota; Metazoa; Platyhelminthes; Cestoda; Cyclophyllidea; Taeniidae
Source: the annotation of a GenBank genome assembly
AUGUGCGCAGCAACAAGACGUCUACAGAAGGACAGUCCUCCAUAUGACAAGGGUGCCUUCAAAAUUUCAAUUAAUUUUGGUGCAGAAUAUCCUAUCAAACCACCGAAACUAAUCUUUAAAACGCCUAUAUAUCACCCCAACGUGGAUGAAAAAGGGCAAAUCUGCUUCCCCCUUAUCGACCCCGGGAAUUGGAAACCGGCAACAAAAAUCGUCGAUGUGAUUCAAGCCUUGCAAGCCUUGGUAUCGAACCCUGAGAUCGAGCAUCCUCUUCGUGCGGAUUUGGCAGAGGAGUAUCAGAAGGAUCGUGCAGCAUUCAACAAGAAGGCUGCAGAGCACACGGCGCAAUACGCACUCAAGCGCUGA